Penicillium canescens is the source of this 477-nucleotide messenger RNA. RefSeq lists its product as uncharacterized. The transcript has a single exon. Lineage: Eukaryota; Fungi; Ascomycota; Eurotiomycetes; Eurotiales; Aspergillaceae. The record is from RefSeq and is a predicted model, not a curated record. The coding region runs from base 1 to 477 and encodes 158 amino acids.
AUGGACCCACCUGAACAGCCGCGAACCGAAGAGGAGCCUCUCACAUGGGCCAUUCUGACAUUCGUCGGGGUACACACCGUCAAGGAAUCCACGAUCAGAGCGCUACCCAAUAGAUUACCCGAAAAUGAGCGAAACCUCUUCGUUGUAGGCCUCGCGGGUACAGUGUUCGAAGGCCAAAACCCCCAAAACCGCAUGGAAGUUCGCUGGGAAAUCCGGAUCGAUGUGGAUCACCAGUUCCAUGUGAACACCAAAAAGAUAUGGAAGAGAGCAAACGAAAUAGAUUGGCAAGGGGAAAAUUGGAGAGUCGUGAAGAUUGUUGCAGACCCGGAGAAUUAUUAUAAAAACAUCAGACAGAGAUUCUACAACAGGACAGGAUACUUUGAUGAAACGAGGGAGAGGCAAGGUAAUCGUUUUGAAACAUCAGCCGAAAUUCUGAGAGGGAUGUUUGUGGGAGGAACCUAUCUUGAUGGUCUCUAG